Messenger RNA from Funneliformis geosporum, 1293 nucleotides. The record is from the annotation of a GenBank genome assembly. NCBI's taxonomy places the organism in Eukaryota, Fungi, Glomeromycota, Glomeromycetes, Glomerales, Glomeraceae.
AUGGGAAUUGUCAAACGAAUAACAGCUUAUUCCAAGGUUUGUAAAAGUUCAAGACGUCCACACGUUUUGAAAGAUAUCAAGUCAGAAGGAAGGGAGGAUCGUUUCUUUACGCUUAAAUCUUUGGGCGUACCUAAAAAAAUUCAUUUACCAGUGGACGUUAUUGAACGUCAGAAAUUUUCCAAGAGGGUAAAAACACGAAUAAGGGGAUCUGCAAAUGAGGUUUUACAUAAGAAGCGAGAAGACUUUAAGAAAAGUCUAAAAUCAUUCAUCAACGUGGCAUUUCCAUCAUCUACAAAUCCUUAUGGAUAUUUGAUGUCAAAUCCAGGUCCCGUAUUGGGUUUGGAAAAACUUUGUAAAGCGAAUCAGGGAUUGAAACCACCAAAGUACAAUGAUUAUCUUGACCCAUCACAUAAUCUACACUCCUGCACUUUAGAAUUUAAUGAUAAAAUUGAAAUUUCCGAUCCUAUGCCAACAAAGGCGUUGGCAAAACUUAAUGUCGCACAUAAAGCGUUAACGAAAAUCAGGAGGCGAGCGAAAAAGGAAGCUUCAAAAGGGAAAUCACCGGAAGCAAGAAAGGUUAUAGCGGAAACGAAAGCAAAGAAAGAAUUGGCGAAAAAAAUGAAAUUUGAGAAAAUGAUGAUGGAAGAAACGAAAUCGAAAAAGGUUAAUCAAGUAAAUGACAAACCACCAAAAGAUUUUUACCAAAAUCCUAGAGUUCGAAAGUUAUGGGCAAAUAAAAGAGUUGAACCAAAGGAUGAUUGGUUCAUGGAAAACGUCAGCUGUAGAAAUUUCUCUUUAUUUAAAGGUUUUUACCCUAACACCGCUACUAAUAUUGAAGAAUCUGAAUCCAAGACGAAGAAGCGAAAAGUUAUCGAUUGGAAUGAUUCGAGAGCGUUUCAAGAAGUAGUUGAAUCUCGGGCCAUCAAGAGGAUUCAGUUGGAAAAAGAGAAUGAAACUAUUAUCGAUGUUAUUGAUGGUGGAGCUGUUAAGAGCAAUGUUUCACAUGAUCAAAAUCCCAUGGAUUUAAAUUUAAAGACAGAAAUCGUCACAUCGAUUACGGACAAUAUGCCAAAAAAUCUGGUCCAAGAACCUCAGAAAACCGAGAAGUCGGUACUUUUUCGAAUUCAAGAGAUUUUUGGACGAACUUCAAUCGCACCAGAAGAAGAUCCUUUGAGAAAAAAUAAUUCAGACGAAAAAUACGUAAAAAUCAUCAAAACCGCCGCAAACGAGAAGAGAAGGAUAAGAACUCAAUCAAACGAGUUAAGAUUUAACAGCAUGCUUCAGUUGAGAUAA